This is a messenger RNA of Aricia agestis (brown argus), 2184 nucleotides long. RefSeq names its product paired box protein Pax-6-like. The coding region runs from base 134 to 1624 and encodes 496 amino acids. The transcript has 6 exons. Gene Ontology annotation, biological process: regulation of transcription by RNA polymerase II; anatomical structure development. The record is from RefSeq and is a predicted model, not a curated record. Gene Ontology annotation, molecular function: RNA polymerase II cis-regulatory region sequence-specific DNA binding; DNA-binding transcription factor activity, RNA polymerase II-specific. Lineage: Eukaryota; Metazoa; Arthropoda; Insecta; Lepidoptera; Lycaenidae.
AGGCAAGCGCGCUCUUCAGUGUUCUGGUUGAGCUUCGAGCGAGCGCGUGUCGGCGAGUGUCCGAGUCUUGGCUUACGGUCUGUGAACUGUUGUGAACUUAGUUGGUGCGUAUGCUCGGGUCGGUAGCUCUACCAUGUUGAUAUCGGCGGGCAGCGGCCCCACACCCGACUUCUCGCCCGCUUCCUGCUGCUCUACGUGGAAGAUGGAGCCGGCGCCGCCCGCGCCAGUAUCCCUGUCGCAGCCUCUCAAUAUAUCGCCGAAUGUGCCCGUAUCACCGUCAUCGUCCGGCGGGGGGUCAACCACCCCCCUGUACCCCGCGUCCCACCCCCUCUCGUCCCUGCUGUCGCAGCAGCGCCUGCUGGACCUGUCGCGCUUCGGCCUGCGUCACUACGACAUAGCACACCACGUGCUGUCGCAACAGGGCGCUGUCACCAAGUUGCUCGGGACGCUCCGGCCGCCCGGGCUGAUCGGGGGGAGCAAGCCGAAGGUAGCGACGCCGGCGGUGGUGUCGAAGAUAGAGCAGUACAAGAGGGAGAACCCCACGAUAUUCGCUUGGGAGAUUCGCGAGCGCCUGAUAUCCGAAGGUGUAUGCACCAACGCCACGGCACCCAGCGUGUCGUCCAUCAACAGGAUACUGAGGAACAGAGCGGCAGAGCGCGCGGCGGCGGAGUUCGCUCGGGCGGCGGGCUACGGGUUGUACGCUGCACCCCCACCUUAUGGGGGUUUCCCAUGGGGCAACAGCGGGGGCUGGCCCCCAGGCAGCCUGCCCCUCCCACCCGGGGUCCCGCCGCCGCCCGUUGGCGUCCACCAUGACGCGAUGAAGCAAGGCUUUCUGCCGUCUUCUGGAAGGGGUCUCAUAGACGUUGAUGGUGACGAUUCUGGGUCGUUAGACGGCGAACAACCAAAGUUUAGAAGAAACCGGACUACCUUCAGCCCGGACCAACUCGAGGAGCUAGAGAAGGAGUUUGAGAAAUCCCAUUACCCCUGUGUCUCGACACGGGAGCGGCUAGCGUCCAAAACGUCGCUCUCAGAGGCUAGAGUACAGGUUUGGUUUUCCAACAGACGAGCGAAAUGGAGGCGCCACCAGCGCAUGAACCUCCUCAAGCGAGGUGGGGGCUCCCCCUCGCACCGCCUCCCGCACUCCCCCUCCCCCUCGCGCUCCCGCUCUCGUUCUUUGUCCCCCGCCCGCGUCCCCUACCACACCCCGCAGAUGGGCGGCGAGAACAGCGCCUUCAAGUCCCUCCAGCACCAGGAUUCGCUCAAAGCUCUGUCGCAACAGGCGCACUUUGAAACUAACGCGCUGAAAGCGCUCUCGCAGACCACGCUGGACGGCAGCGCCUUCAAGCCCCACCCAGCGCUAGAGAACAGCGCGUUUAAAGCGCUAGUCCCCAAUUCAGCUGCCGCAGCGCUGCUAGCGGCGCAGUCUAUCCAGCUAGCCAGAGGGUACGAGUCCCACUCCGAUUCCGACGAGGAAAUUAACGUUCACGACGAAAGCGACGACGAAGUCGAAAAACGGAACAGCAGGGCCAGAUCGAGAUCUCGAAGUCCGUGCCGACAGAGGACGGCGACAUGCAACGAGUUGCCGCUACAAUUGACUAAACAUGACCGUUCUUGUAGUAAUUGAGGUUAUUACGCUUAUCUUAUAAAUUACGUUUCCUAAGGUAAAUUAAAGUAAAUUAUAGACUACGCAGUACACACUCGAGCACCGAUACUCCUGUACAUUUGUAAAUUUCUGUAAAUAUGGCUAAAUGGCUGCAGACGUUCUUAUAAGGCUAACUUAUUUAUGAUUGCACAAACGAUUCUCCGCUUUAUCCUUCGCUAGGGAGCGAACGUAGAGUCUAUAAUUGUAUGAGGCGUCUCGCGUGAUGAUGACCACAUAAAUUUAUUUUAUUGUGACAAUUAAUGAAUCAGGACACGUCUUGUACAUUACUGUAUCUACUACAAUUUAUUAGAUUGGUUUAUUUUGCUUUUAUGAUUCUGAAUAUAAACAGUAUGCCAAAGUUUUGUAAUGGGCUGACGCUCACUUGAAUCACAGUUCCUAUAUAAGUUUAAAAUAUGUUGACAGACGAGCAGGAACUAAUAGAAGGCUAUCAGUGCAAUGAAAUUGUAAAAUGGAUAAAAUUAAUGUAUUUUAUGUAUGUAGUAAACAUGGAUUAUUUCCCCUACUUAUUGAAUAAUAGCUUU